Molecule: messenger RNA, 844 nt
Organism: Calliphora vicina (urban bluebottle blowfly)
Lineage: Eukaryota; Metazoa; Arthropoda; Insecta; Diptera; Calliphoridae
Product: kxDL motif-containing protein CG10681
Exons: 2
Coding region: 36-734 (232 amino acids)
Biological process (GO): lysosome localization
Cellular component (GO): BORC complex
Source: RefSeq, a predicted model, not a curated record
AACAUUACCAAUAUUAGUUUUUUUUUACAAAGAAAAUGAGUAAUGAAACCUCUUUCCAACAAUCCGAAACAAUAAACAAUGAUGUCACACAAGAUGUAACACCAGAAAGUGAAUUUAGCAUGGACGGAUUCAACAGUUAUACGGCUGGCGAAGCUUUUAUCCAAGGUUUGGCUGGAUUAGUUAAUCAAAGUGAUGUCGAAACAAUGAUAAGGGCUCAGAAACAAAUGUUGCAACGUUUUGAAAAAACCAAUGAGAUGUUGUUGAAUUGUAACGCAUUAUCUCAAAGUCGUCUAAAACAAGCAAACGAUGAUUUUAAAAGACACUGUAAGGUAUUGGCUGAUAUGAAAAAGGAUUUGGAUUAUAUAUUUCGAAAAAUUCGUUCCAUCAAACAAAAGCUAAGCCAUCAAUAUCCCAUAGCAUAUGCUGAGGCCCAGCCCCAGAGAAGUAGUUUGGCCGAGGAGGCGGAAGAUGAAACUGAAUUGAAAAGAGUUUCUGGAGCUGUUUGUAAAACCAAAGAAUCAGCUAAAACCGACGACCCCAAUGUACCAUCAUGUUCAAAAAAAGUUAAUGAGGUCGAUAAACCUAGCAGUUCUACCACGGUCGAAUAUGUACAAAUGGAAGAAGCUGUCGACAAUGGCAAACCAAUAGAGAAUGAACUAAUUAAGAGGGUUUGUUCUAUAGAGACUACAAAUCCCAACGAUUCAUCUGAUUGUACUUCAGAAGAUACUGGUUAGAUAAAACAUUUAUUUGUAUAGAUAAAUUUAGCAAUUUAAGUAAUAUUAUAUGUAUGUACUUAGUAAUACCUUUUUAAUAUAAUGUAGACAUACAAAAGAUUACAAAAUAA